UGUGUGUAUGUGUGUGUAUGUAUGUAUGUGUAACGGUAUGGGCCAAGCACGGAAAGCUAGGCUGGCACUAGCCUGCUAGCUGUAUACUUCACUGCUUAGUGAGAUAAGCAACUGUGCUGCUGUACUACCGAACAGUGUUGUUCCGAAGCAGCUAGCUUUCAAAAUGCAUCGCGGAGCGUCGACCCCGGACUACCACCGAGCCCGUUUCCCGCAGCCGUAUGGUCAGCCCGGCGGAGCGCCUUUCCCCUUUAACCGUGCCGCCUUUCCCCCGUACCGGGCCGCCCUCGCUCCUCCUGCCUUCUCCAGCUCCCUUCCCGGACACCCGCCCGCCCCGCAGGGUCGCCCCACACUGCCGAAAACAGAUGCGUUUUACGAGGUAGCCCCACCAAAGCAGUUUCAGCACAGUCAUCCAGCCCAGGGAUGGAGCACUCCACAGACAGACCUGCAGAGCUUGGACGUGAGGAAAAAAGCAGAAGAAUUCCUAAGAAUCCUGGAAGCCCAAGACAGACUCGAACUGUCCACUGAAAAGUGUUCCAGAAGGGAGGAUGACGAUAUUAGGGAUGCCGGCUCCAGUACGCGGAGCAAAAGCCGAGCGAGAAGCCACACUCGCAGUAAGAGCCGGCACUGGAGCAGGAGCCAGAGUCGGGGCCAGAGCCGAGGAAGUAGUCGAAGUCGGAGCCGGAGUCGUGGCAGAAGCCGUCUGAGGGCAAAGAGUCGUGCCCAGAGCCGCAGCCGCAGCCGUGGCAGGACUGUGGUGAGGAGUAAGAGCCAGCCACGAUCUGACACCAGAAAGGACCCUCACUGGAGUACCAAAGAAUCCAGCCACAGCGGUGCCAGCACAAGUGGCCGAGGGAGCCCACCAGACCUGCUCCAGGGCCUGAAACACGUCCUGCAGAGCAAGGACCUUGAGCAGCAUCUUUCUGUGGUGAAGAGCGCCCUAUUGAGGAACCAGAUCUUGGAUGAAGUGCAAGUAAAGCAGGAAAGUCAACCUGUGGCGGAAAGCUUGCAGAAGCUUGCAGAACUCCCACAGAAGCUAUGGGAACCCGAAGCACUCUCUGACUUUGCCCAAAGUACUCUCCUUCCUCACGAGCGGGUCAGUGGGGGCGGCAGUUCUUUCGCUCGGAUCCUGUCCUGGGACGACCCCAGCCAGCAGCUGGAGGUCAAGCCCAUGUUUCCAAGCAUUGAGGAUGAGGAGGAAUUCCUUUAUGGAGAAGAAGAAGGGAAGACGAAGCCCCAGGCUGUCACUGUACCCUUAGCCCAGAGCAGGCCUUUGCAAUCCCCCAUGGAAAGUCUGCUUUCUUCAGCAGAGUCUCCAUAUCUCAGUAAGACAGUCCUGAACCAGGGCCCAGGGUUUCAGGAGCCCCAGGUUCAAGCCGUGUCCAGCCGGCAGCCUUUGGCCUUAGACCCCACCAGGGUCACCACGGAGGAGUGCGAGAAGGUAAAGAACCUGCUCAAGACCAUCGGGUUGAACCUGGGCAUGGCAGACAUCAGUAAAAUGGCAGCUAGGCUGAAACAGAAGCAGGCGGAGCAGAGAGGGGCUCCGCCCACUGCGGGGCUAGCGAUCCUCAGGCCGGCCCUGGAGACCAUGCUGUCUGUGUCUAAAGCACCCAAGUCUGAGGACAGCCGGAGUAAUCGUUCUGGAAGCAGCCAUUCCCACAGGGACUCUGACCGCACAGAGAGGCGGCGUGACGAGAAGGAGAGGAGAGAGAAACAGAUCCACAUGAAGCGGAAGGAGUACCUGGUGAAGGAGCUGGAGGGACUGCUCAAGCAGGAGGGAUCGGGAGACUUGAUCCCAGUGAUUGGUUUCUUUUGCCAGCGGUGUGAGGAGUUCUUCGGGGACCUGACUAGUGCCGAAGGACACGGCGCCUGCCACGAACGGGACCCCAUGCAGAAGAAGGCCGUGCAGGAACAGCCCAAACGACAUAAGGACAGUAAGAAGUGCGGAGAGCCCCAGCCUGGCCAGCACCCUGCACCGCUACCACGGGAUGGAGAGAGACCCCUGUCCAGGGACGCCAGGCCUGCAGAGUCACGCAGCCAUCGAGAACAAGAGCCUGGCGAGCGCAGUCCAGACAGGAAGCGUCCGAAGGACAAGAAGAGCCCACCCUCGUUUUCCUCGCACGGGCGGGACAGCAAAAAGACGGGUGAGGACAAGGGUCGUAAACAGGAGGGCGGAGAAUCUACCAAGAGCGAGAAAAAGAAAAAGAAAAAAGAGAAGAAAAUGAAGAAGAAGGAGAAAAAAAAGGAGAAGAAGAAAGAGAAAAAAAAGAAGGCGGAAAAAGCCGCCAGUGAGUAGAGGGCCUGUGCGGCGCUCCAAACGCUCGCGGCCUCACACGGGCCGGACGCUGGCGACGGGACGUCUGCGUGCCACUGUGAGCCUGCCAGGAGUUCAUCUGGUACACCUUCAUCUUCAGCUCGCUGUUCAUCAAACUACCUGAAUGGUUCAAACAUCAUUCAAGAUUCUGAAAUGACAAAAGAAAACAGUUUGUUGUUAACCAGACUGGAGUUGAGGGGGUUGUGAGAGCCACAGAUACACACACGCAUACACAACACGCAUGUACAGCACACACGUUUAUAACACACAUGCGUCACACAUACGUCACACACACAAAUAACACACGUACAGCACAUGUACGGCACACGUAUAUCAAACACAUACAGCACACAUACAGCACACAUACAACACACCUACGGCACACAUACAGCACAUACAUAAAUCACACGUAUAUUACACGUACGGCAAACACACUUCCCUUUGAAUUAUAAGGUGCUACAUUGCUGCUUUUGUUUCUGUUCUCAAAGGGUUUUUUGUUCUGAAAAAUAAAUGCUGGUGCUUAAAACA
Electrophorus electricus (electric eel) is the source of this 2839-nucleotide messenger RNA. RefSeq lists its product as uncharacterized. Lineage: Eukaryota; Metazoa; Chordata; Actinopteri; Gymnotiformes; Gymnotidae. Gene Ontology annotation, biological process: negative regulation of DNA-templated transcription; positive regulation of DNA-templated transcription. Gene Ontology annotation, cellular component: nucleoplasm. The record is from RefSeq and is a predicted model, not a curated record.